This is a messenger RNA of Cinara cedri, 1589 nucleotides long. The record is from the annotation of a GenBank genome assembly. Lineage: Eukaryota; Metazoa; Arthropoda; Insecta; Hemiptera; Aphididae.
UAAGAACAUCGUGUGAUAACCGAAAAAUACGAAAUGUGCGAUGUGCGAAGUCAAUUGCGAUAAAAUGAUUUAUUGUUCAUUAUCCAGUUUACACUUCUAGUCGUCUACGUCAAUUUUAUAUUACUUGAAUAUUUAUAAUUAUGUUGUUAUGGAGUGGCUGUUUAUUAUAGCUUCAAUAGUAGCAUCAUUUGUGAUUGUCGCAUUAUUUAUACUCAUCGGUAAGCAUUAAAAUUUAAGAUUUUAGUUUUCCACUAACACAUGACGUGAUUUUGAUUAUUUGUACCGUUUACUCUCCAACAAUACCAUUGUUGUUUGUUGAUGACGUAAAUACGAAAACAAUAAAACCAAUAAUUACAAUAAAUUAGGUAUUUAUUCGUUCGAUAUUUGUUUGAUAUAAAAUUAACACGAUUAGAGUUUUUGGACUAAAUAAUUUAGGUAAAUAAUUAAAUGUCAUUAUUGAAAUUGAUUUGUAUUUGAGUUUUUGUAAACAUAGUUUUUAAGUCUUAAAAUUUAUAUUUAAAAUAGCCAGGAAAAAAUGUUUACUCAACGCCCAAUUUAUGUCUUGAUUUAUUUAAAAAAAAAAGUAUAUCUUGGUGAUUUGACCUUACCAAUGAAACUUUUUAUGAUCAUAGAAUAAUUUGAUAUUUUAUUGCAUUAUUAAUAAUUUAUUGUAUAUUAUACUUUUUUCUGAAAAUUUGUAUUAUAUUGUAAUGAUUAUGUUUUUAAUAAUUUUUAGAAUAUUGUAAAAUAAUUUCUCAUUAUAAAAACAUUUAUGUGUUAAAACAAUUCAAAAAUAAUAUAUUAGGAGUAACAGGAAAAAUAUUUAAUGAGAAUUAAAUUAAGUAGGUAUCUAAUUUUAUUAAUCAUAUUAUUUUUGUGCUUGUUUUUGUAGGGUGGUGUUUAGUUUGGAAGUUGUACUUGUCAAAAUUUAAACUAGUCCGAGAACUUUUUUCUCAACAAACCCCUGAAACUGAAAGUCAAAAUAAAACCCAAAAGAUUCUCUAAAUAACUGCCAUAAAAUGAAUAUCCGCUGUGCUAAACCAGAUGACUUAAUGAAUAUGCAGCACUGUAAUCUGCUAUGUCUUCCUGAGAACUAUCAAAUGAAGUACUAUUUCUAUCAUGGUUUAUCGUGGCCACAAUUAAGUUAUGUUGGCGAAGAUGAAAAAGGGAACAUUGUCGGUUAUGUACUUGCCAAAAUGGAAGAAGACUGUGAAGAUAAUCCUCAUGGGCAUAUAACAUCACUCGCUGUCAAAAGGUCGCAUAGGCGUUUAGGACUUGCCCAAAAAUUAAUGGAUCAAGCGGCCAGGGCUAUGGUGGAAUGUUUCCAAGCAAAAUAUGUUUCGCUGCAUGUGCGCAAGAGCAACAGAGCUGCAUUGAAUUUAUACACCAAUACAUUAAAGUUUACAAUAUCCGAAAUUGAACCUAAAUAUUAUGCUGAUGGCGAGGAUGCAUAUGCAAUGAAAAAAGACCUAUCACAUUUUACAUUAUUGUGUGCUGAUGAUGACAUACCAAGUAGUGAUUCUUUGUCUAAUGCAAUGAAAAAAAUUGAAAUUGAAUCUAAAUAAGACAUUUUGUUUUUUUUUUUUUUG